Molecule: messenger RNA, 1565 nt
Organism: Sycon ciliatum
Lineage: Eukaryota; Metazoa; Porifera; Calcarea; Leucosolenida; Sycettidae
Product: dTTP/UTP pyrophosphatase-like
Exons: 1
Coding region: 217-840 (207 amino acids)
Molecular function (GO): nucleoside triphosphate diphosphatase activity
Source: RefSeq, a predicted model, not a curated record
UACCCCGGGGAUCCCCGGUACUGCACUGGUACAGGUGAACCGGGGAACUACAGAACCGGGUACCGUACCGGUCGUGUGCCGGUAAGUUUGAAAAUGCUUGAAAUGAUUAUGUAGAGAUUGAGCAAUUAUUUCAAUUUCAAAGUACAGUAUUUGGCUCUGCAGAUCUGAUCUGAAGUAGACGACUCGGUUGUUGUAAGAAUAGCAGGUUACACAACAAUGAUUGGACCCCUCCUUCAGAAACUCAAUGCCACCAGAGUGUGCUUAGCAAGUGGAUCGCCACGCAGACGAGAAUUGCUGAAUGUCCUUGGCAUGAAAUUUGAGGUCAUCCCUUCAGAGUUUGAUGAACGCUCACUUCAGAAGCCUCUGUUUCCUCACCCAUCAAAGUUCGUAGAAGAGAGCUCGCGAUGCAAGGCGAACGAGGUGCUGGAGCGUGCUGGCAGCAAUCUAGAUGUAAUCAUUGCUGCCGAUACGGUGUUAUCGUUCCAGGGAGACAUCUUGGAGAAGCCCAUUGAUUCGGAUGACGCUGUUAGAAUGUUGACACGUCUCAGCGGCCAAUCUCACUAUGUCUACACUGGCGUGACUAUAAUCUCACUGCUGGAGAGCAGAGCAGAGCCGAAGAUCGUCACUUUCCACGAAUGCACACAGGUGUUCUUCGCCGACCUGCCGCAGGCGGUUAUUGCGGCGUACGUCGACACGAAAGAACCGCUGGACAAGGCAGGGUCGUACGGUAUUCAGGGACGUGGCGGCGCGCUGGUGAAGAGAAUAGAGGGCGACUAUUUCAAUGUCGUCGGCCUACCAAUCCACAAGGUGUCCUGUCAGCUCGUGGAUCUGCUUAGCUAGACUAUGUGCUGACACGUAACACUACUGCUUGCUGCUUGCGGUAUCAAUUACCGGAUGCAAUACUCGCAUGCUGCACCCACACUGCCAUACGCCCUCCUCCGUGACCGCUAAAGACAAGGAAGAGUAGACGUGAUAAGCUGCUGUGCGAUGGGGAUGCACUGUGCAGCAGUUCCGAGCCAGGUUGUGCCUAGUUAAUGGUUUCCUGGCAGACGAUGCUGAAAGUUGAAGGCUUUUGAAAAUCUGUUUCUACGCACCUUUUGUUGCUUUCAAAUGAAACAGUCAUAAUAAUAUGACACUGUGGACCUGGUAUGUUGGGUAGCAUCGCUGGAGUAUCUUUCUGUACCAGUCACAACAAUGCAUGCACUUUCAAAGUGCAGCAUAUUUUUCCGAUUUUCUCUUGAGCCUGUGUUAAAAAAACCCUCAGCUGUGCUGCUCUCUUGCAUAUUGACUGCUGUAGGAACUGCUGUAGGAACUGCUGUGCUGGCCACAUCCGCUUCUACUGCAUGCCGUACAUGUGUAUGCCCCCCCCCCCCCCCGCCCCCCCCCGCCCCCAUUUCUUGCAUUUUUUCUUUCCCAUCAAAUAAUCUGGUGUUUGCUGGCUGAUGACACACAUCUUGAUAGUAUCAUGCACUGGCCCUUACUCUUUGAGAGCAGGCAUCACGAAUUUAAGCAUUUUUUCACAAGAUUAUUUGCUGCCAUUAAAAAAAAAUUUUUUUUAAGACAGA